Aplosporella prunicola CBS 121167 is the source of this 2801-nucleotide messenger RNA. RefSeq lists its product as uncharacterized. Gene Ontology annotation, molecular function: alpha,alpha-trehalase activity. NCBI's taxonomy places the organism in Eukaryota, Fungi, Ascomycota, Dothideomycetes, Botryosphaeriales, Aplosporellaceae. The transcript is spliced from 4 exons. Gene Ontology annotation, biological process: trehalose metabolic process. The record is from RefSeq and is a predicted model, not a curated record. The coding region runs from base 1 to 2592 and encodes 863 amino acids.
AUGCGGCCGUCGCUCUUGUGCAGCACUUUGCUGCUGGCUCUGAGAAGUAGGGCCCAAGAUCCCAUCAGGCCCUACCCAUUGGUGGACGCCGAGCUCAAGUCGACCUCUUUCCUCGACCAUGCGAGCUAUGUCCAGGAUCUCGAUGACCCGCAAUGGUACCUUGACAACAUCCCUUUUGUCGACUUUCCAGACAAACCUGUCCAAGAUGUCUAUUACUAUCGAACGUCUGUCAUCAAGCGGCACUUGAAGUAUGCGCAUGAGGGCCAUGGUUGGACUUUCACCGAAUUCAUCCAUCCCGUGACCUGGGCAUCAAAAUUUCAAACAAUUCCCGACUCCGCGGGGCACCAUAUCGUUGAGGCCCGUUGGCUCCGUGACACCAAUUAUGCCAAAGACUUAAUUCUCGCGUACACACGAGGUGGUACGGAGGCUCUCAACGGCGUUACUUACACGCACUACGUUCAGCGCGCAAUUUACGAGCAUGCUCAGGUCACCGGAGACAAGAACUUCUUGACCGCGCAACUGGAGGGUAUGAUCCGGAUGUUUGAUCUGUGGGACGUGCAAUUCGACAACACCACCGGCCUCUACCACAGAACUCCACUUUCUGAUGCCCAGGAGUACAGCUUGCCUGGCUAUACUGUUGGUGGGCCUAAUGGCGGGCCUGUGGAGCAGUGGGACUCCUUCGAUAACGACUACAAUACCAUCUGGCUAGGCCCAGAGACGUACCGGCCCAGCUUCAACAGCUACAUGGUCGCCAAUGCACGGGCAAUCGCCUCUGUAGCUGCACUCUCUGGGAACGAUAGCCUUGCUACAGCGUGGACUACACGUGCUGACGACCUGGAAGCCAAGAUGACCGAUCUAUUGUGGGACCAGGACAUUAACUUCUGGAUCGAUGUUGUUGAAGGCAGCAACAUUCCGGCGGUAGGCCGCCAACUCAUUGGUUACUACCCAUACCGCUUUGAUGUUGGAACCAACAGCACCUUCGUGCGUGGCCUUGAAGCUGGCCUCACGCCCGAAGCGUUUCUGACCGACUUUGGCCCAACGACGCUUGAGCAGACGAACCCGUACUACACGGCGCGGAAAAACAACACGAACUGUUGCGUUUGGAACGGCCAGUCGUGGCCGUUUAGCACGUCUGUCUACCUCAACGUGCUAGCGAAGUUGGUGAGGACGAAUGAAAGCAGUGUUACCAAGGAGUUCUUCAAUCAGGAGUUCGACAAGUAUGUCCGGACUAAUCAUAGGGGUGGCGUGCCGUAUACUGCCGAAAGCCAUUACCCAACGGUCGACCAAUGGAGCGGAGACACUGCGAACCACAGCGAGCACUAUUUGCACUCGACCUACCUGGACAAUGUCUUCACUAACUUGCUCGGGAUCGUUCCGAACCUGGAGGACAAGCUAGAGCUGCGCCCUCUUGUCCCUGACAACUGGACGUACUUUGCUGUAGAGAACCUACCAUACCACGGCUCGCUCCUCUCGCUUCUCUGGGACCAAACAGGAACACACUAUGCCGCCAGCAACACCUCUGGCCUCAGUAUCUACCUCGAUGGGCAGCUUAUCCACACUCAGCCCUCCCUCCAAGCCCUCAGCAUCCCGCUCAGCAACCGCAGCAGCGCAAUCGCAGCCCUCGCCGCGCGCCCACGCCACGCCAAUAUCCUCGCCAACCCAAACACGCCCUGGGGCUUCCCCGCCGCCACGUCCGACUACACCUGGUCGCCCAACGGCGACGUCGCCGCUUAUCCGGCCUGGAAGCUCAUCGACGGUCUCGUAUGGUACGACGGCACGCCCGACAACCGCUGGACCAACAACCAGAGCACGACGCCCACCAACACGGUCAACGUCACGCUGGCGCGGGCCCGCGCCCUGCGCAGUGUCAGCCUCGCCGUCCACGCCGACGACGAGCGCGAUGGCGGCGUCCGUGGCGGCGGCGUCAUCGCCUGCCCGGCUGCCGUGCGCGUCGCCGCACUCGACGGAACCGUACUCGCGGAGCGCAACCCCUGGUCCGACUGUCGCCCUAACGCGCUGAACACGCUGCUCUUCACGGCGCCGGCGAACGGGACAGAUGCCUCGGCUAACGACGUCCCUGCCGAUGGUGAGGGCGUCCUUUACAUAACUGCGGGAUUGAGCAUCACGCUCCGCAACCAGCUGCACUACGCCGUCGCGCUGUCGGAGGUGCAGGUUUGGGUGCCUGAAACCGAUAAUGACGAAGAAGAGGAAGGAGAGCAGAGCCGCUACGAGCUAGAAGAUGGGCUCGCAGGCACCUUCAUCGGCUCCUUCCAGGGCACGGCCAGCGGGCUGAACAGCAGCGUCGUAGACGGGGGCGUGGCUCUGGGAACAGGCGCGUGGGUCGAGGUCGGGGGUGUGGUCGUGCCUGAAGCAGGGACGGGGAGCGUGCGGCUGACGGGACGGGGGCCGGGCGAGGUGGGCGUGAGGGUGAAUUUUGCGGGUGAAGGGAACGGGACCGUCGUGAGUUUUGAUGAGGGAGGAGAGGGGACACAGGAGAAGAGCGUUGAGGUUGUUUGGGAGAAGGGGAGGAAUGUUGUUACGGUUUGGUGGGUUGGGGGAAAGCCGUGGGUGGAUGCGUUUGUGGUCGAGUAGAGAGGAUGGAGAGAUGGGAGGGGAGGGGGAAAUGUAAGAGGGGUUGAGGGAGGGCUUUUUAUCUGUAUGAGUGAGGUUAGGUAUGGUUGAUCGUGGUUGAUUUGCAGCUGUACAAACUACGUCAGGGGCAGAUGAAUUGGACGUCUUUUGAUAGAGUCAGAGCACUUUUUGUGCAGCUGCCGAGAUGCCAUUUCAAUAUAGCCUGAACG